This is a messenger RNA of Penicillium macrosclerotiorum, 1464 nucleotides long. Its product is annotated as cytochrome P450. The transcript has 3 exons. Gene Ontology annotation, molecular function: iron ion binding; monooxygenase activity; oxidoreductase activity, acting on paired donors, with incorporation or reduction of molecular oxygen. The record is from RefSeq and is a predicted model, not a curated record. The coding region runs from base 1 to 1464 and encodes 487 amino acids. Lineage: Eukaryota; Fungi; Ascomycota; Eurotiomycetes; Eurotiales; Aspergillaceae.
AUGAUGGCGCUUUCUUUCAAGGCUUAUGCCGUCUACGCUAUAGUAACGACCAUUUUCAUACUCUUGUUGCGGAAUCGGUUCCGGAAGGCCCUGUACGACAUCCCAGGUCCUUCCCUUGCCAAAUAUACGAAAUUAUGGAAGCUCCAUAACGUGUGGAAGGGCAAGCACCAUAAUAGCGCCAUUGCCCUGCAUCGGAAACACGGACAUCUCGUUCGUAUUGGGCCGAAUCACAUUUCGGUCGGUGACCCAAAUGCUAUUCCGAUAAUAUAUGGGUUGAAUAAAGGGUUUAUAAAGACAGCAUUUUACCCUAUCCAAAGCAUCUCGUGGAACAAGAAGCCGCAGCCGAAUCUAUUUUCAGAACGUGACGAGAAGCUCCACCGUGAACAGAAGCGACUCGUAGCAAAUGGAUACAGCUUGGGCUCCCUUCUGGAAAUGGAAUCCGGUGUUGAUUCAUGCAGCGAAAUACUUGUCAACAAACUUCGUGACUACGCUGACAAGAAAAGACCUGUUGAUCUAGGAAAAUGGCUGCAGUACUAUGCUUUUGAUGUGGUUGGAGAAUUCGUUUUUGCCAAAAAGCUUGGGUUUCUGGAGGAGGGACGAGAUAUCGACGGAAUGAUCAAAGCCAUACAAGGCAUGCUCACCUAUGCUAGUCUCUGUGGGCAAGUUCCUGAGUUGCAUCCAUUACUCCUUGGAAACCCCCUUUUUCCGUUGUUUUUGCCUCAAAUGGAAACCUGGAACCAGGUGGUUGUGUUUACCUUGAAAGCCAUUAAUUCCCGCCUAUCCAUAAAACGCGAUGGUGAGAUAGAGAAGAAGGAUUUGGAAAGCGGCAAGGACAUGAUGUCCAAGUGGCUGGCAAUACAUCAUGCAAGCCCAGAGAAGCUGACCACGACAAAUUUGAUGGUCCAUCUUUCUGGAAAUGUGUUUGCUGGCUCUGAUACCACUGCUAUUGCUUUCCGAGCUAUCUUCUAUUUCCUCCUUCAAAAUCCCGCCACCAUGGGGAGGCUUCGAGCCGAGAUUGACACCGCUACAAGUGAGGGGAAACUGAGCCGUCCUGUGACUUAUAAGCAAUCAGUGGCCCAUCUUCCUUAUCUGGGUGCAGUUAUCAAGGAGGCAAUGCGUCUGCAUCCUUCGACUGGAUUGAUCAUGGAGCGUGAGGUCCCCAAGGGGGGAAAUUCCGAAGUUUAUGAAGACCCAGAUUCCUUCAUCCCAGAGCGCUGGCUUGAAAACUCGCCUGAAAAGCUCAAACAGAUGGAGCAGAGCUUCUUUGUAUUUGGCGCUGGAGCGAGAAGCUGCAUCGGAAAGUAUGUUUCUCUCGUGGAGAUGCAUAAGUUGAUCCCAGAACUGCUGCGCGAGUUUGAGUUCAGUCUACAUGAUAUUAAGAACGAAUGGACAACUAAGAAUGUCUGGUUCGUUCAGCAAGAAGGACUGGUCUGUGAUAUCACGCGAAGGAACAUCAGACUAUGA